UUUGCUCAGGCACCCGGGGGAGGAGGUGUUUGCAUUUCUCCGCAGGACCAGCUCGCUUUGCAGAGCAUUGUCUGGGUAUGAGAAUCACACACAGGCACAGGGGAGCAUCUCAGCCCGGCACAGCAUCUCAGCCAGCCCGAGCACCCCUCUCAUCCCCCGCCCCGCCCCGAGCACCGACACCCCUUUAAAAAAAAAGAAAACAAAAAUUAGAGAGGGGGGAAAAAGUUUUAAAAUAUCCCACCUCCCUUCUUGCUUUUAUUUUGUUGUUUGGGUUUGUUAGGGGUUUUUUUUUUGUUUUUUUUUUUUUUUUCUGAUUUAGCGAUGGCAAAUUCCUUCACGGCCAGGAGCUGGCCUAUCCCCUGAGCAAAGGCAGCCUGGACAUGUGCGGCAGGCGAGGGAGGAGGAAUUUGGAUUCCCUUCGGAGGCGCCGACCCCUCCCGCGGCCGGGGGCAGCGCGGCCGCUCGGAGCCAGCGCGGGCAGCGGGGCCGGCCCGCUCCCCGCGGCCACGGAGCCCGCCCGCGGGCAUGCGGCACCGCCAGCGCCGGGACGGAGCCCUGCUGCAAUGAGAUCUUGAUGUGAAGACCUCAAAAUAUCAGCAAAGCCUGUGCUUCAGCUCUAAUCUCACUGUUAAUGAGCAAAACUUGUCCAAAAUUAGAGGAGAAGAUGGCCAUCAACUGGAAGGUCUGCUUCUUCAGCCUCGUAUUGCUCCCUGUGGCUGCAGCAACCCAUUCCAACUGCAUCAUUAAAAAGGAGCAAGAGACUUGUCUGGAGAAGAUCCGGAGGGCGACGGCCCUGAACCCUCUCAAUGACUCUUCUCCGGGGUGCCCAGGAAUGUGGGACAAUAUCACAUGCUGGAAACCUGCAAGUGUGGGAGAAAUUGUCUUUGUCAAGUGUCCUGCACUCUUCAGAUUUAUCAUCUCUGAAGAUGGUUGGGAAGUGGAUAAUUUGGGGCAAACCCACGCAGGUGAUUAUGACCUGCUGGAAAGCACAGCCCAGUCUCUCCUAGGGGACAUCAGCAGGAAUUGCACUGAAGAUGGCUGGUCUGAACCUUUCCCUCAUUAUUACGAUGCCUGCGGCUUCGAUGAGAACGAAACAGAGUCUGAUAACCAGGAUUACUACUAUCUCUCAGUGAAGGCUCUGUACACGGUGGGAUACAGCACUUCCCUGGUUUCCCUCACCACUGCCAUGGUCAUCCUGUGUCGCUUCAGGAAGCUUCACUGCACUCGGAAUUUCAUCCACAUGAACCUUUUUGUUUCAUUCAUCCUCCGUGCAAUAUCUGUGUUCAUCAAGGAUGGAGUUCUUUAUGCUGAGCAGGAUGGAAACCACUGCUUUAUCUCCACGGUGGAAUGCAAAGCAGUGAUGGUGUUUUUUCACUACUGUGUCAUGUCCAACUACUUCUGGCUGUUCAUCGAGGGGUUGUACCUCUUCACUUUGUUGGUGGAGACCUUCUUCCCAGAGAGGAGAUAUUUCUACUGGUACACAAUCAUUGGCUGGGGUACCCCGACAAUUUGUGUCACUGUCUGGGCAGUGCUGAGGCUCCACUUCGAUGACACUGGCUGCUGGGACAUGAAUGACAACACUGCCUUGUGGUGGGUGAUCAAGGGUCCCGUGGUUGGGUCAAUCAUGAUAAACUUUGUGCUUUUUAUUGGCAUAAUUGUGAUACUUGUGCAGAAACUCCAGUCACCUGACAUCGGGGGCAAUGAAUCCAGCAUUUACUUCACCCUCCCUCUUCCUCCCAGAUGCAGCUGCAGUCCCUGCCCAGGACACUUGCGCAGCUGCGUUCAGAAAUGCUACUGUAAGCCUAAGAGGGCUAACCAGCACUCUUGCAAGAUGUCAGAACUAUCAACCAUUACCCUGAGACUGGCUCGCUCCACCCUGCUGCUGAUCCCUUUGUUUGGAAUUCACUACACGGUGUUUGCCUUUUCUCCUGAGAAUGUCAGUAAGAGGGAGAGGCUGGUGUUUGAAUUGGGACUGGGAUCCUUCCAGGGUUUUGUUGUUGCUGUUCUCUACUGCUUCUUGAAUGGGGAGUUUCUCCCUAAAGGUGCAAUCAGAAAUAAAGAGAAAAUGGAGGAGCUGGAAAGUCAACCGGUAUUUUGCUGUGGAUUUCAAACAUCGCCAUCCUUCUCUAGCGAGCAGCGGAGUGAACGGGGGGACACAACUCUCCAUUCUGAGCAAGAGCAGCUCUCAGAUUCGGAUGUCCAGCAUAAAUGCAGAGAACCUGGCGACAUGAGCAGCUGAGGAGAGCAAAGCAACCAACGAGCAAACCAAAAACCAUCCCUUGAAAAAGAAAAAAAAGGAAAUAAUAGUUUUGGUGGUGGUGCAGGUCUCGCUUCCUUUCCUUUCCUUUCCUUUCCUUUCCUUUCCUUUCCUUUCCUUUCCUUUCCUUUCCUUUCCUUUCCUUUCCUUUCCUUUCCUUUCCUUUCCUUUCCUUUCCUUUCCUUUCCUUUCCUUUCCUUUCCUUUCCUUUCCUUUCCUUUCCUUUCCUUUCCUUUCCUUUCCUUUCCUUUCCUUUCCUUUCCUUUCCUUUCCUUUCCUUUCCUUUCCUUUCCUUUCCUCUCCUACCCUGAGGUGAAAAAGCAAAUGAAACGUGUAAAUAUCUCUUUUUAACAGUCACUGUAAAUACCCAGCUGUACUCAAGGCCAUUAAUGGAGAAUGUUUAAAAGACAAACAAGAGGCCAAACCCACCCACUCAACUAUUCCCAUUUCAGAGCAUCUGCGAGUAAUCCGUGUCCGUCCAAAGUAAAAAGUGAUUGCUGUGCAGUUGUGAUCCUUGGUUGCCAAACUGAUCCUACUCUGUGAAUGGACAUGACCGUUCUCAUUUCUCCACUUGGUUUCCAUUUUGGGUUGGAUUUGCCUAUUUUUGUUUUUCCCUGGUCCAACAUGUCUUAGCCUGUCCCUGUCUUUUGGCACGUGAAUUUCCGCAGUGUUUCUCUUUGGAGUCUUAGGAUGGAGCUAACGUGCUUGGGUGGAUCAAUCCAGCUGAUUCAGGAGGACCUCCAGAAAAUUGAGUUUGUGGCUGGAUUCAGACAUUCCCGAUGGAUUUAGAGGAACAGCUGUGCCAACACCAAACUGCACAUCAGUGCAGGAACUGCAGGCGAGAGCAGUGGGACCUGCUGUGCUUUCCGUACCCAGGGACACUCCCAGGAAUGCUUUCUGUUCUAGCUAAGCUGUGAAUUUUCUAAAAGGGCCAUGCAGUUGAGAUAUAGCUCUAUUUUUGGCAUCGAUUGAUAGAUUGAUCAUUUGGACUCUUUAUAACACAAAUAACUGUCCCUCCCCUCCCACCUUAAGAGCAAGAGGCAGUUCCAGGGUGGCCUUUCCCUCCAGAUGACCUUGAACACUCUGCUCCAGUGGCCACACGUGCCGUGGGUGGCUUGGGGGGCAGUGCUGUCACACAGAGUGCCGUGCCUUUGCAGCCUGGUUGACUUCUGAGUGCUGACUCUUCCCUGCCAGAGCAAAGAGGCACAUGAAGGACCUGGUGGGAUCACCCUGGAAGGUAAAAAAAAAUCACCUGCAUUUGGUGAGGAAAAAAACCAACUAAACACUAGGAUGGCACGGAAGGAAAGGAUAAAGACUUUGGAUGACUUCCCACACCUGGCAGUUCUCUCUCUCUUGGGAUAUUCUGUUUGUUUCACCACCAAUGGUCUUACUGCUUUUCUUGGAGAGGAACUCGAAUGUUCUUUCAACCUUUGCCUUGUAGUUAAAGCCACGACUGCUACAAAUCUACUUCAACCCAAUGUCGAUGAUGUCAAUUCUUAAGAGUCUUUAUACAGCGCAACAAAAAAAAAGGCCUCAAGGGCCGUCCUAGCGCUCCCUUCAUCUUGGAUUUAUGAAUUUAUGAACUGAGAAAUAUAUAUAUAUAUCAAAUAUAUAUAUAUGUGCGUGUACGUGUAUGCAUAUAUUACAAACAAAGAUGAAAAUGGCAUUUUAAAUGUGAAGUUUUGAACUGAAACUAAUAGUAACCAGGAAAUUCAAAAUUCAGGCUUGUACUUCGGAGUUAGUUGACAUGAUCAUAAACUAAAAACAGAAAAAAAAGUGAAAUACUUGGAAUUUUAGUGUCAGCUGAGUGUGAGCUUUUAAUUUCACUGGUUUUUGUUAGUUUAAGUACAAAAGAAAAAAGAGUUUUGAUGUCAUUUUAAGCAGAGAUUUUUAAAGAUAAUCCUAGUUUACUUAUUUUUAAAAGGAGAAAAAAAAGAAAGGUCUCAGAAAGUUGUGAAAGAAAUAAUUAUUAUAAUAAUACUUAACACUUAUAUAAUCCUUUAUGGGAAUAUUCUGCUCUUGGCUGGAGCCGUCUAAAUGAAUGUAAAUUAAAUUCAAAACAGACAGAAAUGUUGUUUCAGGUCAUUUUGAUACAGGAUCCUGCUCUUAAGAGAUGGGGACAGCCCUGUCAUGUGAAAUCUGCCAUGGCACAGAGGACCAGCAGAACAGCUGAAACCACUUCCACUGCACUCCAGAUUCAUAGAUGGGAUUUAUAUGAUCCAAACACCUUUUUUCCCCCAAAUUUACAGCACUGAUUUGCUGCUCUGAGAGCAGAAUUUUUUUUCCCUCUUCCCAUCUCUCUGCAAAAGUCAGUGUUUUUAACUGGUAGAUUGUCCCUUCAUCUUUCUUCAGGUGUUUCUUAAAGCUAUUUUAGAAUGUUUCUCCAGGAAUCAGGUACUUUGCUGUCCAGACAGAGUUGGGGAAAGGCAGAUUUAUCAGGUAAAUGAAAUUUGGAAAAUUUAUGUAGGGCUUUCACAAGGAUUAUAUUGCCAACUCUGUAAAUGCAUUAUUAAAAAAAAUUGCUAUUUUUUUGCAUGAAUGGCUAUUAGCCAGUUUUCAAUCAUUAAUAAUUUAGUAUUGUAGAGAAAAAGAUGUCAAAAACUGCCUCUAGAUGGAGACUUUUUCUUGUUUCAGCCCAGAGCAAGAAGGUGUUUGGAUCUUUUCUUUAUUUUUUUGCUAUUAUUGAAAUUAUUCUGAGCUUACUUCUGGUUUUGUUGUUUUCCUGGCCAUCCUAGAGUGCUCUGCAGUUUGAGUUGGUGGAUCUCAGUCCAGUGCCUUGUGGGCAAACGUCCACAUCACCAAAACCACCCUCUGACCCUGCACAUUGGAGACCAGGUCCUCAGCUAAAUUAAAUCACUACAGAAAACUGCUGUUAUUGUUAGAAUAAACUUCACCUGGAAUUGGGAUUUGGCCUCAGCACAUUGUUAUUACCUUUAAUUUUUGGUGGUCCCAGAUAGAGAGCCCAAGGAUGGAAAAGUUGUGAAAAGUUGGAUUUGCUCCUUAAUUCUUUGAGCCAAUGCUUAGGAGUUUGGAGAGCAGUGGAAGAGAAAUUUCUACUGUUGCACACAUUGUGUUUCUUGUUCAGUAGAAAAAUUGAAUCUGUUCACCAGCACUGAAUUUACCAGAAGAAAUGAGAUCUUCAACAUAUUAAAUAUAAAAUAUAUUACACAAAAAAACCCCCAAAACCUUCUAUUAUGAUUUUAUUUAUCUGAAGAAAAGUGUUGAUGCACUGGCAGAUCUGGCUUUUCCUGAGUCGCUGGAACUUUCCCAGUGUCCCUGGAAGGGACAGGUCACACUUUAGAUGGACACAGUUAUGGGAUCCAGACUCUGAUGCCAUGGCACAAACGAGCUCUCCACAAAUCUCUCUGUUGAAUGUAAGCUGCAGGUGCUGGCCAGGCGUGGCCACCCCACAGUGGCUGUUUUUCCAUUUGUUUCAGGAGGGAAGAAUCCAGUUUGCUUCUCUGUGUGUGUAAAUAUCAACUGAGUGUAACAGUGCUUUGUUUGAUUUUUCACUGUGAAAUAUAUUUUGGAGCUAGAAAGGCUGUGUUAUUAAAAACAGUACACAAUUAAAACAAACAAACAAAAAAAAAGUGUGCAGUGCUCCUUGAGCCAUUUUUUCUACCAUAUCCAUAAUGUAUUUCCUGUCUAAUUUUCUUAUUUUGCUUUUAUAAAUGUACAGAAAACUUUUUGUGCCGCAGGUUUUGUGACUAUUUACUGUAUCUAACCACUGUUUUGAUUAUUGACUUGUCAGUGUGGAGUGCUGGUACUGCAGGACAAUUCACAUCCCAAAAAUGAAAACUACAACCUAGAUUGUAAAGGACAAGGCAGUUUCAUUGCUGCAUGGUGAUGUCACCUUUUACUUUCACUUUUAGUAUUUUUGGAAGUCAGAGUCCAGGGAAAGAACCUUAAAUGCUUAGUUCUGGGAAGUUUUGAAUCAUAGAGGAAAAAUACUCAAGUUCCCCUGCAUUAUUUCAAUAUUUGCAUUUGAAAACCAGGUGUUAAGACCUGGGAGAAGGGAUGAAGAUAGGUGAGUCCAGAGGAAAAUGCAGUUUGGAAAUUAAAUCCAGACACUUUAUUGGGUGAUUAAAUCCAGACACUUUAUUGGGUGUUUGGCUGCUCCCUUUCAGCAUCUGUCUCUCAUUGCACCUUAAGGACAAUGCCCUGCAAUGACAAGGCUAAAUAACAACCAGAAGUGGCCAUGAACUGAUAAUUUGAGUUUCCCUUUGCAAAGACGACUCUCCCUGGACUCUCUCCAUCAUCAAUGGCAAGUGUGAGAUAACUUCCAGAAGGGAAUGAAGUUCACAGAAUCAACAACCAAGGCAGGAGGUGACCUUGAAUGACAAAUUUGGUCCAACCUUUCAUGAAAAAGGGAGCCAGGAUGAGUUUAUCCCACACCUUGUCCAGCCACCUCUUGAAAACCUCCCUUGGCAGGGACCACACCACACCUCUGGGGAGGUUAUUCCCACAAAUGGCUGUUCUCACUCUAAAAAUAAUUCUCUCUUAUAUCAAGAUGAUCCCUCUCCUGGUGCAGCUUGUCACGCUUGUAUUCUCCAUGUGGAUCCCUGUGGAGAAGAGAACCUUCAUCCUCUUUCUGGCCACUCUUUUUGGUGAGGUCUCCACUGAGGCUUCAGUUCUCCAAGGAAAAAUUCCUUCAGUUUUUCUUCACUGCCCCCAUUGUCCAUCCCUCUGAUGAUCCUCAUGGUCCUCCUUGUGACCUUCUCCAGUCUGGCCACUUCUUUCUUGCAUUUUGUGGACCAGAAUGGGACACAAGAGUGAGUUUCUGGGACUCAUGUUAAAAACCUGACUGUGAGACUCCGAUCCUCCUCAGCAGUGACAGAAGAAUUAGUUGCCAUAAUUUGCCUUUCCCCCAGGUAUUAUAAAAUGGUAGCUUUUCAUAAUAUUUUCAUAUCAAAGGUGAAUGAAAUUCCACUUCUGUUUGCAGAUGAAGGAACUUCUGGUCAGCUCAAAAAUUCAGGUUUUUUUCAAAAUCCCCACGGACAAAAGACACCAGUAACUAAAAAUAGGCAAAGCCAAAAUGAUUGAGAACAAAACAUAUUCACUCACUGUGAAGGAAGUUCUUUAAUUGCUAUUAUUUUCAUAUUAUUUUACUCCUAAAACUGAUUUCUAAACUGAUCAGCUCUCCUUUUAAAAUUCAGCAUCUUUUUUUCACCUUCUCUUCCCACUGGAAAGUUCCUGUAAAACUUUUUUGGCAGUUAAAAACCUUUAUCUGAAUCUGGAGUUGAAAUAACUCCUGGCUCACUUGGAUUCCUUGUCAUACUGAUCUUGCCUCCAGUUCCCUUCUCUUUUCCUGAGAUAUAAACAGCUUUAUUUCAGAUGAAGUCUACAGUUUGUCUUUGAUCAUACAGCUGCAAGAUAAGACUAACAAUAAUCAUGCUAUUAAGCUGCAUUUCUCUCAGCUCUAAUCCAAAUUUGACAGCAAAACCAGUGCAAAGAAUCAAAGACAGACAGACACGGAUUCAUUAAAAAUAGCAGGAAAAUUACCUGGAAGCUGCUGGCCAAGCAUCCUUGGAGGGGAAAGGAAAUAAAAAAGGAACAAUAAAAAAUUAAGAGAAAAAAAUUCCAAUUCUUGAAAACAUAUAAAUGAGAUUUGGGUUUGAGCAAUUUUUUUCAGCCAAAUCUAAAAGGAAAAUAACUCCAAUACUUUGCUUUUCUAUUUUCAAUUAUAAUCAUGCAAGGGAAGCUUUUCCAACCAAAUAGAUGGGACACACAUUCAGCCAAAAUACUGCAGGAAAUCAUUAUUAAAAAUAGGUUAAAAUACACUGAUGGUGUCAGUUUAGGAGGUUUCAGUGUUUUUGUCUGACACUACUACUAAAUCUCUACUAAAUCUGGCCUGUGAACCAUAUAAAUAUCUAACUGCACACUAUUUUUCCAGCCCAAUCCUGACAGAAAUUAGAUAUCAAAAUUUCAGAAUAUUAGCAAAAAAAAAAAAAAAGAAAUAUUGUUCACAGUGAAUUAAACAAUAGCAACAAAAGAAGUGCAAACCCCAUUCAUUUAACUGGCGUUAUUUGCCUUGCUAUUUGAACUUGCGUUUCAAGAGUGUUUCAGAAACAAUUGCCCAUGUCAGAAGUUUUCAGUCUGUGACCUGUGGAGGCUCCAGAGCCCAGAGGUGGUUUUUGAAGUGUCCGUGGAUGAUUAAUAAGGAAAUUACAUUCAUUCUUUGUAUAGCAAUAGAUUCUUUAAGGCUGUUGAAGAGUUUUAGUCCUUUCUGUAUUUAUGCAAAGGCUCCCACAGAUCAAAAACCUAGAAAAUUCAAUAAAUUAAGAUUUUCCCCAUAAAACUAUGUGAUUCCACAAUACCAAACCUUCUCUUUUGUUCAGAGAUCUUUCUCAUGUGGACAAGGCUUCCAGAGCAAGGUGUGCUUAUAUUAUUAAUAUUGUUCUUCUGUCACCUCAGCAGAGCUGCCACAGCAUGGGAGGUGGUGAGAACAGGGUACAUGGACACUACAUGGGAUCCUGCUGGGCAUCCAGACAGGAUUAGUGUCUGCUGCAGCUCCUAAGUCAUAUCUGUGGAUAUCUAGGAAAGAGAUAAACUCAGAGUGGGGUUCAGUCCAAACUCAGACUUCAUAAUCUCAGUGGAGGCAGUGUUCCUUGGGCUCCUGUUUCUGGAACUGUAGAAACAUACAUAAUGCAAAACUACAACCAAAUAUCUGUUCUUAAGUAGUUUUGUUCCUUAGGAGUUGAAUAUCAAGGCCUGUAUUAGAUGUGUCCCUUUCUACAUCUGGCACUACUGGGAUGAGCUAUUCUGGCUCAGUUAAACCUCUGGAAGAGAUCUUGAGCAGAAGGCUAAGGACACACCCACAUCAAUUAGACACUAAAAGGGAAAAUUUCUUCCUUUAAUCUGGUUUCUCCACUUUGCCUUUUUGUCACAAGAGAGAAAUGAGCAAUUUUAGAGGACAAACAUCAAACAUUUUUGAUGUCUGCUCCAGGGUGAGAUGAUUCACACUUUGCAAGUGGCUGUUUCUCUCCUCCAGGACAUCUCCCUGACCAGAUUAGAGACAGAUGCUGACCCUGGGGUGGCCUAGAUUGAAAUUAAUUUUCCCUGGCAACUUUGCCCAGUCAUUAUUGUUCUGUCUCUUGCAUGCUGAGAAAUUAGGGUCUUGAAAAGCUUUGAGCUGGCUCCUGUUGGGUGUUACCAGCCAGAUUUGGGGGAGGUGGAUGCCUGGUAAAGAGUUAGGAGCUCUCAUGGAGAGUUUUCAGUGUGAUGUGUCAGAUUGUGUCCACAGAGCCAGCACUUCUGUGUCCAGGAACAAACCAUAGUAACAGUGCACGUGCAGUAAAAAAAUAAAACAGAAAGGAUUUUGCCCUCUGAUUUUAGCAGUCAGGCACAUGCAACCAGUUCAGAAUUGCAUCUGAGAACAAGUUAGGAGGAUAUGGAGGAUGCAGUAGCAGCUGAGGAUGCUCUGAUGUUAAUGAUGCUCGUGUAUAUCUGUACUAAAGAGCUAAGUUCAGCUAAAUACACAUUGUACUUUGUGUAUGAAAACACACCAGCAGAGCUUGAACAAUGUUUUGAACCUCAUGGUCUUUCACCUUCUUAUGAUUCAAAUUGCAAUUUCCCAUUGGCUUUCUUUUGGGGAAUUCAUCCAUGUGAAGAAUUACUGUGUGAUAUGACACUGUGUGAUAUGACACUCUUCAGUGUCUGAAAUUACUUAGGCUUCUGCAUAUGUCUUUCCCAAUGGACUUUGUGCUUGCGGAGAAGUCUCAAGAGGCCUUUGUGUAUCAGUAUAAUCUGUAAAAAAACAAAUAUUUGGUGUGUUCAUUCUCUCUCCCUUCUACUUGUCAAUUUAGUGGCAAUGCACCCUGCUAUAGCUCUGAGAAGAACCAAGUUGUCAGAUGGAAAGCUGUAUUUUGGCUUUUGACUGUGUCAAGGUACAAAGUUACUGGCCUGUUGGGUCUAAUACUGACCUUUUUUGGUCAAAAUUGGUUUAAUUGGUAAUGGGAUCUGGGGUUAUUCAGCUUUGUUAUGAGGUGGAAACACAGAUAUCAACUGCUGCUUUCUAACCUUUUUUGUGUUUUGAGAAAUUGUUUUUAACAUGUAUACUGCUGUAGAUGACACAAUAAAUGUAUUAUCAUUUUGUAAAAGUCUGUUCUGAUAUAAAAUUGCACCAAAGAGAA
Passer domesticus (house sparrow) is the source of this 10389-nucleotide messenger RNA. It is a transcript of the gene ADCYAP1R1, whose product is annotated as ADCYAP receptor type I. Gene Ontology annotation, molecular function: peptide hormone binding; vasoactive intestinal polypeptide receptor activity; G protein-coupled peptide receptor activity. The record is from RefSeq and is a predicted model, not a curated record. Gene Ontology annotation, cellular component: plasma membrane. The transcript has 18 exons. Lineage: Eukaryota; Metazoa; Chordata; Aves; Passeriformes; Passeridae. Bases 632 to 2239 code for a protein of 535 amino acids. Gene Ontology annotation, biological process: adenylate cyclase-modulating G protein-coupled receptor signaling pathway; cell surface receptor signaling pathway.